AUGGCCGGGACAUUCAUGGGUGGCGCCCCAUACGGAGAUGAGACCGUGGCACUCCUCGAUAGAGUGCAAACCAAAGAUGACUUUCAUGCCAAGAGGUGGCGAUGCUUGUCGCACCCCACCCGUGCAUUUGAAACCUUAUCACCAGUGUCCAUUCUUGAGAUCGGCAUCUUGAAUGCGCGUGACCUUGCCGAAAGAGAGGCCGGCUUCAUGCGCGCCGACACCACAUCAGAUGCCUACGUCCAAGUAGUGCUCGAUGACCAGGAGCUGGAGAAAUGCAUCACACCAGUUGCUAGGGGGAAAAAGCAGCCAAUGUGGCUCUACCACUGCGAAGUGGAUAUUCUCGCUCCUAUGUCGAUGCUUCGCUUGCAGGUGUUUGACGACCAACCAACGGAGAAGGUGGAGAUCGGCUUCGUGGACAUUUGUGUAGGCGACAUUCCAUAUGAUCAGCCUAUCGAGGGAUGGUUCGAGUUGCGCUUCCAGGACAACUUUCAAUCCACAAGCGUGGACCGCUACCUCCACCAUUGUGAGAUGCGCGAGGAAACGGUAAGCCAGCGCGAGCUUGAAGAGGAGAUGGCUAGCUUGCUGAUUGAUCCUUUCCCUGUCGGCACAGAUGGGAGCAACGCAAGCCCCGACCCCAAUGAGAAGAUUGUGAUGAAGAAGCAGUACUUUGCCUCCAGCAAGGAGAGAGCUAUGGACGCCUUCCAAGCUUGCGUUGUCUCCACUGCAGACCGUGCCGAGGAGUAUGGCUUCCAAGCCCUCAGCGCGAGCCUGAAGGAGGGCACCAAGGAUAAGUACCGCAGCAACAACGGAGAGCUGUAUGUGUCUCUGAAGCUGAAGAACGUAGUGUCCAGCUCCGACAGCCUCUUCGCCUUGGCUUUGGAUGCGCCGCCGCCGGUCAACCGCGGGAUUCGGGAGACUACCGAGCUGAAGAGGACGCCCGACUUGCAGCAGUGCGCGGAUGAAGUGUGGGAGGUGAAAGUACAGUUGCUAGACGAUGCUUUGUGGUGUUGUUUGUAUGGCUUCAAGUACCUCAUCAGCUGGCGCUGCUGGCCCCUCUCCCUUCUCUACCUGAUUGGUUUGCUCCUGUGCUGCUACAAGUCGUACUGGUGGUGGGCCAUCAUCCCCGCAUUGUUGUCAGUCUCCCUGGUCAUAAAUUCCUUCCCAGAGCAGCGCAAGAAGAUGACCCGGGGAGGGCUGAAUGCAGACUUGACGGAAGAGGGCUUCAAGCACACAGCAGCCUGGCGCAACUCAGACGAAAUCCACACCUUUGUCGGGCGCUUGCUCACGGAAGACAUGAAGGCAAGGCUGGACAACCCGCGUGUCAACUCCUACAAGUUGCGUGCCUUCGCCGCUCAGUGCAUCCGCGACGGCGUGCCGACGGUGUCUUUGUCAGAGUUACGCCUCGCACUGAUGGCAGCACCUUUUGUAGUUGACGCGGACAACGUCCCAACCUUUGCACUCCAUGAGCACGUGUGGGUGGAUGGCCGGGAUCGCGGUGUCAUCACAGAGCUCACCGAGGUGCCCGAACGGAUCACCGUCGAGCUUCAGCCCACAUUGCUGAUCCCAGAAAAACGCGCAAAGGUGGUCCACCAGCGCCAGCUCACCAAGAGAGGAGAGAGCAUCGGCAACCUUCCCAAGUGGGCCACCGACUUGGUGAUGUCCUCAGCCAUGGUGCAGAUCUAUCCUCCGCUUGAGGGCCUCCGCCUUGGCUUAGUGCCAGCCAUCAGCGCGGUGUCGGACAUCCUCACCUGGAAGAACUCCAAAGUCGCUACAAUCCUGCUCGUCGUCCUCAUCGUGAUCUCCGCAGUGUUCACUUGGGCGGGUCUGAUGCAUGUACUGAACAGCGAGCAGAAGGGAAACAUGUCCCACAGCCAAGAGGUGGUCAUCCUGGUCCUCAGGAGCCUUGACAACUCGAUUGCAGCAAUCGUCACCAUCGUGCUGUUCCUUUGUCAGGCAUGGUGGAUGACGCACUUCUCCGCCUUGAUGAAGAUCAUGCAGCGGCGUGGGCACAAGCUGCUGAUCUAG
This is a messenger RNA of Symbiodinium pilosum, 2025 nucleotides long. The record is from the annotation of a GenBank genome assembly. NCBI's taxonomy places the organism in Eukaryota, Dinophyceae, Suessiales, Symbiodiniaceae.